AUGGUAACAGGUUAUGUGAGCCCAACGACCCUGACCGUUCCACGUCGACUAGGUGGCUAUCGUUUAGUAUUUCGGCGUGUGUUCAAACUACAUUGGGACAGCUUUCGCAUUCAUAAUGAGCUACGCAAUUGCACUGCGUGGUCCGCGACAUUUCCAGUGGGACCGAGGGAAGCUCAGCUACAGGGAUAUUCCAUCUCUUUUUGA
This is a messenger RNA of Plasmopara halstedii, 204 nucleotides long. RefSeq lists its product as uncharacterized. The transcript is spliced from 2 exons. The record is from RefSeq and is a predicted model, not a curated record. Bases 1 to 204 code for a protein of 67 amino acids. Lineage: Eukaryota; Oomycota; Peronosporomycetes; Peronosporales; Peronosporaceae.